UUUUUCAAGUUUAACCAAACUUAUGUCCAAACCUAAAAGAUGCUGAUAAAUUAACGGAAAAAGCAAACUCCGGCAGACAAACGCCAGGUUCUUUCUUCUUUUUUUCUCCGGCAACUUCCUCGGCGAUUUCUUUCCGGCGACAUCGAGUUGUUAGUUGUUAUUUGGCUUCGGCAAAAGAAGCAUUGAUGAAGCCGCAGUCGGCAUGGGGCUCACUAAAGAACCCGGUGAAGUUCAAGAUUCCAACCGCGGAGAGUCUUGUUCCUAUUCGUCUGGACAUUGAAAUUGAUGGUCAAAGAUUUAGAGAUGCUUUUAGUUGGAAUCCAAAUGGUACGUUUUUAUUAUUAUUUUUUUAGUUUUAACCACCAUAUAAACAUUGAUACAGCAAUAUGCACUCAAUUUGAUGCUUCUGUUUCAGACUGUAGGUUGCAACUGGCUGCUUUCUUGUAUGCACAGUUGAUGUUCUUAAUUAGUAGUUGCUGCCAAUAAAUGCUGAUAUCUUUUAUUCUAAAUGUUGAAUGCUACCACAGCUCAUCUGUACCGUCAAAAUGAAAAUUUUAGUUUUUCACUACAAUGAUCAAGAAUCAUUAGUGAGCAAAUUUGUGAAAAAGUGGAGUGGACAUGCCCAUUCCAGAUCCUGACUCAGAAGUGGUGGUUUUCGCGAAAAGAACUGUUAAGGACUUGAAGCUUCCUCCUGGGUUUAUCACUCAGAUUGCUCAAUCCAUUCAAUCACAAUUAACAGAAUUUCGGUCAUAUGAAGGACAAGAUAUGUACACUGGCGAGAGAGUUGUUCCUAUCAAGCUUGAUCUCCGAGUAAAUCAUACAGUUAUCAAGGACCAUUUUUUCUGGGACUUGAACAAUUUCGAGAGUGAUCCUGAAGAAUUUGCACGGACUUUUUGUAAAGAUAUGGAAAUUGAAGACCCAGAAGUUGGACCUGCAAUAGCCAUAUCAAUUCGAGAACAACUUUAUGAGAUUGCAAUGCAAAGUGUUGCAUCCGCAAGAGAAAGUAGGGCAAAUAAGAAACGCAGAGUGACGGAACAUAUCUCAGCCAGUAAGACAGGUGUACCUGCAUUGGACCUGGUGAAGUUAUUUGGCAUUAGAUCAAGUGUUGUUCGAAAAAGGAAGGACUGGGAUGUAUAUGAACCAAUUGUUGAUCUCCUUUCAAAUGAAGAGGUGGAUGCCCUCGAGGCUAGAGAAGAGAAGAUUACUCGAUGAUGCAGUCAAUGCCCAUUGAAGGAAUACCAGCAUUUGAAAGAGAAAUCGUGUUAAGUUUUAGAUGAUACAAUGAAACUAAAUCCUAGUCUUAGUUCAGCCAAAAUCCCAUGGUAGUUAUAGAUAAUGUUUAGAUUUUAACAUUGAUUCGCAGAUCGCUACAUAGGUUUGUUGAAAGCAACACUUCAGUGUCCUGUGUUAAUGUAUCUUCACCGCGCUGAGAAACUAAUGAUAGCUAAUUUAGUUGUGUUCUAAAUCCUGCUAUA
Nicotiana tabacum (common tobacco) is the source of this 1475-nucleotide messenger RNA. Its product is annotated as chromatin structure-remodeling complex protein BSH. The record is from RefSeq and is a predicted model, not a curated record. Lineage: Eukaryota; Viridiplantae; Streptophyta; Magnoliopsida; Solanales; Solanaceae. Gene Ontology annotation, cellular component: nuclear chromosome. Gene Ontology annotation, biological process: chromatin remodeling.